This is a messenger RNA of Diospyros lotus (date-plum), 15837 nucleotides long. RefSeq names its product auxin transport protein BIG. The transcript is spliced from 14 exons. Bases 212 to 15559 code for a protein of 5115 amino acids. Lineage: Eukaryota; Viridiplantae; Streptophyta; Magnoliopsida; Ericales; Ebenaceae. Gene Ontology annotation, molecular function: zinc ion binding. The record is from RefSeq and is a predicted model, not a curated record. Gene Ontology annotation, biological process: auxin polar transport. Gene Ontology annotation, cellular component: plasmodesma; cytosol.
UUCGUUGCCUACAAAUUUAGACUCGCAUUUUCCAUCUCUCUUAUCUCUCCUGUCUAAACCCUCGACAUAAAUCUUCUUCGCAUCUUCUCUUUAAAUCGAUCUCGUUGUCCUGUUGACGCUUGGCGGUGCUUUUCAAGAGCUCGGCUGUCCGAUCAAAUCCGUGUAAUGCAGUGAUCAUCGCACGGCACUCGCGUCCCAUCGCCUCUCAGGGAUGGCCGAAAUCGGCAAACUCGUCGAGGUCGUCUUCGAUGACAAGGCAUCGAGCGAUCUUUCUCAGAGGCUCCGCUCCGAUUCCUCGCUCAAGCUAGGGUUGGAGAAGUUCUACUCGAUCCUCAAACUCGCCGUCGAAGCGGUCGGAGUAAAUGGAGAAUUAGGGUUCCAAGGUUGGGAACAGUCUCAGGUUCAUGCCAUCGGAUCCUUAGCUUACGCGAUUGCUUGCGCCACUCGAUCUCUCUCAGUCGAGCAAGCCGAGCCUAUAAUUAUCGCGGUAGUGCAGCAGUCGCUGGAAUUUGCAAUUUGUUAUUUGGAGAAGUCCGUUUGUGGAAGUGAUGAAUUGACUGUUCAGAAUGUUAUGGUACAGACGUUGGAAAUAACAUUGAUUGGUGCUAUGUGCAAAGAGUCAGAUAUCCUGCAGGCUUGCUUUGUGAAGACACACUUAGACUCUCUGUUACCUUUUACUGCUGGGAUUACAAAUUUUGACUUAGUUGACCAUGUUAGAUGCAUGUUUCAAGGGGGAAAGUGCUCAAAGGAAGAGAAACUGGUUGAUCGGCUUCUGGUGACAUUAGCUGCGGAGUGCAUGCAACCUGGCAAUAUGACUCAGCAGAUUGUGGGCUCUGCUUCUCACCAUGAUGUCAACAAGUUGGCUUCUCUUUCUCAACAUUGGGCAGUUGCUCAUUUGAAAUGUGUACAACGGCUGAUUUUGCUAUGCAAAGGGUUGCUUAAGCUUCCUGAUAUUCUUGAUGACAAAAUGGUCUCAACAAAUUCCUGCAAGAGAGUGUCUUUCUGCUCAAGGAUCUUCAAGUUACUUAGAAUUCUUGUGAAAGGUGUCCCCUUUGUUGAAUAUGAUGCCGCAUUGCUGGAAGUUGUUGCUUCGUUUGCUGAUAGUCUGCCUGGUUUGUUCAGGACAGAGUUUGAUUUUGUAAACAGUAAUGUUGCUGGCGAGAGUAGUAUUGAGAGCCUCACAUUGUUGCUUUUGGAAGAGUUUCUUUUACUUGUCCAAGUUGUUUUCUGCAACAACAGUGUAUUUCAGAACAUUCGAGCAUGCAUAACAGCUUCUGUAAUGGGUAAUUUUGAUACUAAUACUUGGAGUUACAGCAGCAAGCAUGCUGUGAGCCAAAGGCUGCCAUUGGCUUAUUUUCCUCGUGUUGUUGGUUACAUGUUGAAACUGAUUCUUGACAUCAAAGAACAAACACACCACACCAUUGACCGGGAGGAAUUUGAGAUGGAAUGCUUUAGAAGCUGUAUUGACUUCCAGAGCAAUAGUGCUGCCUGUCAUGUUAAUUCUGAUAAGAUUUUGUUGCUAAAGAAGCACACAGUUGAGGAACUGUUACGGAUAGUUUUCCCUUCAUCAAUUCAGUGGCUGGGCAAUUUGAUGCAUCUUGUUCUAUUCCUCCACUCAGAAGGGGUAAAAUUAAGGCCGAAUUUGGAGAGGUCACAUUCAAUUGGUACAAAAACAACUUGUACUGCUGAACUGGAAAGUACUAUUAGCCAUGAAGAGGAAGCCCUUUUUGGAGACCUUUUCUCUGAGGGGGGUCGCUCAUUAGGAUCAACUGAUGCAUAUGACCAGCCUACCAUUGCAGUUCCAGUAUCUGACUUCUGCAAUUUGCCAAUUCAAGCUGCUACAGAACUAUUGACCUUUUUAAAAACAUGCAUAUUUUUUCCAGACUGGCAUCCAUCCAUAUAUGAGGAUGGUUGCAAAGAGCUGAAUGUGAGCCAUAUGGAUAUUCUGCUUUCCAUAAUCAACUGUCCAUACCGUUGUUCUGAAGACAGGAUCCCAGAUAGUAUGGCUUUGCAUGAACCGAGGAAGAUAGGGACUAUCCACGAACUUUGCUUUGAACUGUUGCACCAGCUUCUCUUGAGCCAUGCAUUGUCUACUUCACUUGAAGAAUCUCUUGUUGACCAAAUCCUGAGAGUUGAGAAUGGUGCUUUUGUUUACAAUAAUCAGACCUUGACCUUACUAGCUCAUUCUCUUAUAUGUAGGCCAGGUUCAGUUGGUAGUCAGUUGAGAACCAAAAUUUACAGAGUAUAUGUGGAUUUUGUUAAGGAGAAGGAAAAAGCAAUUUACUCGAGCUGUCCUAGCAUCAAGGAACAUCUUGAGUCACUGCCCUCUGUAUAUCACAUUGAGAUUCUUCUUAUGGCAUUCCAUUUGUCUUCAGAUGCUGAAAAGGCAACACUGGCAAACUUGAUACUUUCCUCCCUUGAAGAAAUUGGGUCUCAUUCCACUAGUUUCAACAGUACACAGUUGUCAUGCUGGGCUUUGUUGAUUUCAAGGUUGCUCAUAGUGCUUCGCCAUAUGAUAUAUCACCCUCAUGCUUGCCCUUCGUCAUUGCUUUCGGAAUUCAAAUCCAAGUUGAGGGAUGGCCAGUUUCCCGGACUGCUUCGUUCUGAUAAUAUCAAUGAUUGUUUGUCAUCCUGGGCAUCAGUUGUUAUAGAUAAUUUGAUGGCUACAUCGAUCAGAGAUGUGCCUGUCAACAGCAGCAUGCGUAAUCAACUGAUAGAUAUUGCACCGCUUCCUGCUUCUGUAUUUAGAGAUGAAAAGGUAAUUGACUGCUUAGACUUGCAUUGGGGUGACUUAUGUGUGACCUUGUCUCACAUUAUGGGCUUUUGGAGAGGCAAAAUAGCCAUAACAAUGGAUGAUCUUGUGCUUGAAAGAUAUAUGUUUGUGCUUUGCUGGGAUGUUCCUCCCAUGGAUUCCAUGUUACAGCAUCUGCUUCACUUUUGGAGUAGCAUACAUACUCUGGACACCUCAAAUGUGGAACAUUUCUUCUGCUUUAGCCACUCACUCUUAGGUCCCUGUGGUGCUAUUGCUGAGCACGUUAACUUUUCAGAGAUGGUUUUCUCUGUACUUCAGUCUUUGCAUGAUGUACACAUGUCAGGGGAAUUUGUGGAGCUAGGAUGGGAUUUUAUGAGGAACAGCUUGUGGCUCUCUCUAAUAUUGUCCACAUUUACUGUUGGAGUGUGGAGAUAUUGCAUGAAGAAUUCAAUCACUUUGGCAGGUCCAAUGUGGUCAGAACAGACUUCCAGUGAUGAUGAGUUUCUUACUCUUUCUGAAGGCCUUGCUUCUAGGAUAUUUGGUUCUAAUCAAGUUUUAGUAUUAGUGAGAAUAUUGUCAUCUUUGCUGAAUAAAUACCUGUGGGUUUAUGAGAAGUCUUUCCUUUCUGCCUUUGAUGAUAGCCACAUUUCUCCCGAUAGGUUUUCACCAUUAUUACUUUUGAAGUAUACUGGACUUGACAAAUGCAUGCAGGAUGAGCUCAUUGAGAAGUCUGGAAUUAGUUCAAGUCAGCUGGAGUCUGUUUAUGAUCUUUUGUCGAAGUUAGAUGGAACCAUUGACAAACUGUCUUCAGGAAUCCGGUCCAAGGUUUUUUGGGAAUGUCUGUUGCAUGGUGUUCCCCCUCCUUCUCAAAAUCCAACUGUUAGUCUUAGUUCUUGCAUUCUUAGCAUUAGAGGGAUUGUCAUCUUUUUAUCUGGGCUGCUCGCUAUUGGAGAUGCUAGAAGAGAGAUCUCUAUGGAGACCAACUUACUCAGAGAAAUCUUUGAAUCUGUUACGGUAAUCAAAUAUGAUAAGAUUUUUGAGAGCCUUCAUGGUAAAUGUGAAUCUGUUUACCACAGCUUGAGUGAAGGCUUGGAAGGUCCUGAUUAUAGCUGUUUAUUUGAAUUGAAGCACCUGGAAAAUUUUUUGCGGGAUAUCAAUUCAAAAGAAUCAAAAGAAGUCAAUGGUAGCAGUGUCCUUGAAUGGACAGUUAACAGGGUUAUUGAUACCAUGGAAAACCUAAAGAAGGAUCCUUCAAGAGUUGCUGUUUUCAGAUUUUUCCUCAAUGUGCAAGAUGAUCCGUCUGCACAAGUCAAAGACCUGUAUGAUUCACAACAUGGUGAUUUAUUGGUUCUGAUUGAUUCAUUGGACAAAUGCAACUGUGAACCAGUAAAUGUAAAAGUUCUUAAUUUCUUCGCUGAUCUUGUAUCAGGGGAGAUGUGUCCUGGGAUUAAACAAAAAUUACAUGAGAAAUUCCUUUCCAUGGAUUCACUUUCGCUCGCAAAGUGGUUAGAAAGGAGACUGUUGGGUUUGACAACAGAAACUUCAGGCAAGAAAAGUACAAAAGGAAGUUCGAUUUCUUUAAGGGAGUCUACCAUGAAUUUUAUAAUGUGCCUUCUUCUAUCCGCCUCUCCUGAACUGCGUGCAAGAGAUCUGCACUGCCAUUUCUUUGAAGCAAUGCUGGUUUCACUUGAUAAUGCUUUUCUGCUAUUUGAGACUCAUACAACAAAAUCCUAUUUCAAUUCUCUUGUUCAACUUUCAGGAGGUGAGGCAUCAAUGAAAUCCCUUCUGCAGCGGAGUCUGAUGUUGAUGAAGAGGCUGGUUGAUGAUGACCAUUUACUUCAAGGCCUUAAAUUUCUCCUAGGCUUUCUUGGUACAAUUUUAAGUGACUGUGGGUCUAGUAAGACUGCCAUUGAAAACUCUAUUGGAAAGUCUCUAUCUAGCAAUCGUUCUGGUUUGCGGGCCAAUGUGGGCUCCGGAUCCUUAAGUUCAAGGAAAAAUUCUGAUGCUUUGGUUCUUUCUGCUAAUCAGGAAGGCGGGUCCACUCCGCUUGAAGGUGAUGCAACCUCUGCAGAUGAAGAUGAGGAUGAUGGUACAUCAGAUGGUGAGGUGGUUAGCAUGGAUAAAGAUGAGGAUGAGGAUUCCAAUAGUGAAAGGGCUCUUGCUUCUAAAGUUUGCACUUUUACAUCCAGUGGCAGCACUUUUAUGGAGCAGCAUUGGUAUUUUUGCUAUACAUGUGAUCUGACUGUGUCAAAAGGUUGUUGCUCUGUAUGUGCAAAAGUUUGUCACCAUGGUCACCGUGUUGUAUAUUCCCGAUCUAGUCGCUUUUUUUGUGAUUGUGGAGCUGGAGUUGUUAAGGGCAGCAGUUGCCAGUGCUUGAAGCCUAGGAAAUUUUCUUCUAGUAAUGGUGCACUCGAUUCUAGCACUGGCAGUUUUCAGUCCUUUUUACCCUUUACAGAGGCUGCUGAUCAGCUUCCUGAUAGUGAUUCAGAUAUUGAUGAAGACUUUCUUAUUGACAUUGAUAGCUCUGUUAGGUUUUCUAUUCCAGCAGAGGCUCAAGAUGGGAUUCCGUCGAUACUUGAAGAGCUUGAUGUUGAAGGUCAGGUCCUUGAACUUUGCUCUUCUUUGUUGCCUUCUAUAACAAGUAGACGAGAUUCUAACCUUUCAAAAGAUAAAAAGAUUAUGCUUGGCAAUGAUAAAGUGUUGAGUUAUGGUGUUGAUCUUUUUCAACCGAGGAAGGCAUAUAAGAGUGGGUCGUUAGACCUCAAGAUUAAAGCAGAUUAUUCUAGUUCCAGGGAACUUAAAUCCCACUUAGCUUGUGGCUCUCUUGUUAAAUCUUUACUUAGUGUCAGCACUCGAGGUCGACUUGCUGUUGGAGAAGGUGACAAAGUGACCAUAUUUGAUGUUGGACAGCUGAUUGGGCAAGCAAGUAUUGCACCUGUCACUGCUGACAAAGCCAAUGCAAAGCAUCUCUCCAAGAAUGUUGUUCGCUUUGAAAUUGUACAUCUUGUCUUUAACCCUGUGGUGGAGAAUUAUCUUGCUGUGGCAGGCUAUGAGGAUUGCCAGGUCCUUACUGUCAAUCAUCGUGGUGAUGUAACUGAUCGUCUAGCCAUUGAACUUGCUUUGCAAGGUGCUUAUAUCAGGCGUAUGGAUUGGGUUCCUGGAUCACAGGUUCAACUAAUGGUGGUUACCAACAGGUUUGUCAAAAUAUAUGAUCUUUCUCAGGACAACAUUAGUCCUAUGCAUUACUUCACUUUGUCUGAUGACAUGAUUGUGGAUGGAACACUUGUUGUGGCCUCCCAGGGAAGGAUGUUUCUUGUAGUGCUUUCAGAACUUGGUUUCUUAUUUAGGCUAGAACUGUCAAUGAAAGGAAAUGUUGGAGCCAAACCAUUGAAGGAACUGAUUCGAAUUCAGGACAAAGAUGUGCUUGUGAAGGGCUCAUCUUUGUACUUCUCAUCAACUUAUAAGUUACUUUUUCUUUCUUACCAAGAUGGAACCUCCUUGAUUGGCCAUUUAAAUCCUGAUGCAACCUCCCUUACUGAAAUAGCAAUUGUGUCUGAGGACGAACAGGAUGGGAAGCUUGGAGCAUCUGGGUUGCAUCGUUGGAGAGAAUUGCUGGUUGGCAGUGGGUUAUUUGUUUGUUUCUCAACUAUAAAAUCAAAUUCUGCCCUUGCUGUUUCCAUGGGGGAGCAUGAGAUAUUUGCCCAGCACUUAAGGCAUCCAGCAGGUUCAGCCUCCCCUUUGGUCGGUGUAACUGCUUACAAGCCAUUAUCCAAAGACAAAAUUCACUGUCUUGUUUUGCAUGAUGAUGGAAGCCUCCAGAUAUAUUCACAUGUCCCUGUUGGGGCUGAUACUAGUACAAGUGCAAUGUCGGGUAAAGUGAAAAAAUUGGGUUUUGAUAUUCUUAAGAAUAAAGCUUAUGCUGGUUCAAAUCCAGAAUUCCCACUUGAUUUUUUUGAAAAAACAGUAUGCAUAACUGCAGAUGUGAAACUGAGUGGUGAUGCCAUCAGGAAUGGAGAUUCUGAAGGAGCUAAGCAAAGCUUGGCAUCUGAGGAUGGUUUUCUAGAGAGUCCCAGCCCUGCAGGAUUUAAGAUCACUGUUUCAAAUUCAAAUCCUGACAUAGUCAUGGUUGGUUUCCGUAUCCAUGUGGGUAAUACAUUAGCAAAUCAUAUACCUUCUGAUGUUACCAUCUUCCAGAGAGUGAUAAAAUUUGAUGAAGGCAUGCGGUCUUGGUAUGAUAUCCCAUUCACAGUUGCUGAAUCACUUCUUGCUGAUGAGGAAUUUACAAUCUCUAUUGGACCAACCUUCAAUGGCUCCACGUUACCAAGAAUAGACUCACUAGAAGUUUAUGGUCGAGCUAAGGAUGAGUUUGGAUGGAAGGAGAAGAUGGAUGCAGUGUUGGACAUGGAAGCUCGUGCCCUUGGUUGUAAUUCCUUAUCUGCAGGAUCUAGGAAGAAGGGUUGUAUUGUCCAAUCUGCUCCAGUUCAGGAGCAAGUGGUAGCAGAUGGCCUGAAGCUUUUGUCUAGGUUCUAUUCAUUAUGUAGGCCACAAGAGUGCUCAAAAGUUGAUGAUGUUAAACUGGAACUCAGAAAGCUCAAGUGUAAGCAGUUAUUGGAGACAAUAUUUGAAAGUGAUAAAGAGCCUCUGUUGCAAGCUGCUGCUUCUCGUGUCUUGCAGGCUGUGUUCCCAAAAAGGCAGAUGUAUCUUCUAGCCAAGGACACCAUGCGCCUUCUUGGAGUUGUGAAAUCUACCACCAUGCUCUCUUCAAGGCUUGGAGUUGGUGGUACCACAGCAGGGUGGAUUAUUGAAGAGUUCACAGCUCAAAUGCGUGCAGUUUCUAAGAUUGCGUUGCACCGCCGAUCAAACUUGGCCAAUUUUCUGGAGACUAAUGGUUCUGAAGUGGUGGAUGGUCUUAUGAAAGUAUUAUGGGGAAUUUUGGACAUAGAGCAGCCUGACACACAAACUAUGAACAAUAUUGUUAUAUCCUCUGUGGAACUAAUUUACUGUUAUGCUGAGUGUCUUGCUCUGCAUGGGAAAGAUGCUGGAAGGCAAUCUGUUGUCCCUGCCGUUACAUUAUUCAAGCAACUUCUGUUCUCCUCAAAUGAGGCUGUCCAGACGUCGAGCAGCUUGGCCAUCUCUUCACGGUUACUUCAGGUGCCAUUUCCAAAGCAAACUAUGUUAGGUACUGAUGAUGCAGUGGAGAACAUAGCUCCUAUUUCAGUGCCUGCUGAAGUGACAACUUCAGCUGGUGGAAAUUCACAGAUCAUGGUUGAAGAAGACUCUAUGACAUCAUCUGUCCAGUACUGUUGUGAUGGCUGUUCCACUGUUCCUAUACUUAGGAGGAGAUGGCAUUGCACUAUUUGCCCUGAUUUUGAUUUAUGCGAGACAUGUUAUGAAGUGCUAGAUGCAGACCGGCUUCCGCCACCACACACUAGAGAUCAUCCUAUGUCAGCAAUCCCCAUAGAAGCAGAAACAUUAGGUGGAGAUGGCAAUGGAAUUCACUUCUCUGCAGAUGAUUUAAGUGAGUCAAGAUUGUUGCCAGUUGCAGCUGAAGUCAGUGCACAGAACUCUACACCAUCAAUUCAUGUGCUAGAACCCAAUGAAUCUGGAGAGUUCACCUCAGUGGUUGACCCUGUUACUAUUUCAGCAUCAAAAAGGGCUGUAAAUUCUUUACUUCUUUCUGAACUUCUCGAACAGCUGAAAGGAUGGAUGGAUAUCACCUCUGGGGUUCAAGCUAUUCCUGUAAUGCAACUCUUCUACAGAUUGUCAUCUGCCAUAGGUGGACCUUUUGUUGACAGCUCAAAGCCAGAAAGUUUGGAUUUGGAGAAAUUAGUAAAAUGGUUUUUGGAUGAGAUCAAUCUCAACAAACCUUUUCCAGCCAAAAGUCGUUCUUCUUUUGGGGAAGUUGCUAUUCUUGUUUUCAUGUUCUUUACUCUGAUGUUACGUAAUUGGCAUCAGCCUGGUGCUGAUGUUUCAGUGUCAAAAUCAAGUGGAGCAACAGAUAUACAUGAUAAAAGCAUCACCCAGAUUCCACCUUCCAGUUCGGUUGCUGCCUCAUCUUCAUUGGACGAUCAAGAGAAAAAUGACUUUCUUUGUCAGUUGCAUCGAGCUUGUACUUACCUUAGGCAGCAAGCUUUUGUCAAUUAUCUAAUGGAUAUUCUGCAACAGCUGGUGCAUGUUUUUAAGUCGCAAACUGUCAACUUUGACACUGGACACGGUCUGAACCCUGGUUCAGGUUGUGGGGCUUUGCUAACAGUCAGAAGAGAGCUACCAGCAGGUAAUUUUUCCCCAUUCUUUUCGGAUUCAUAUGCUAAAUCACAUCGCACAGACAUGUUUGUGGACUACCAUAGGCUACUGCUAGAGAAUGCUUUCCGCCUGGUUUAUAGUUUGGUUAGACCAGAAAAGCAUGACAAAUAUGGGGAGAAGGAGAAGGCAUUCAAGAUUUCUUCUGGAAAGGACUUGAAAUUAGAUGGGCAUCAGGAUGUUCUCUGCAGUUACAUCAAUAACCCCCAUACAACUUUUGUGAGAAGGUACGCGAGGAGGCUUUUUCUGCAUCUAUGUGGUAGCAAAACUCACUAUUACAGUGUCCGAGACUCUUGGCAGUUUUUGAGUGAAGUUAAGAGGCUCUUCAAAUACAUAAGCAAAUCUGGUGGCUUCCAAAAUACCAUCCCAUAUGAGAGGAGUGUCAAGAUAGUUAAAUGCUUGUCUACCGUAGCUGAAGUAGCUGCUGCACGACCUCGCAACUGGCAGAAGUAUUGUUUGAGGCAUGGAGAUGUCAUUCCAUUUCUGAUGGACGGGUUAUUUUAUUUUGGUGAGGAAUCUGUAAUUCAAACUCUUAAACUUCUGAAUUUGGCCUUUUAUACUGGAAAGGACAUUAGCCAAUCUUUACAGAAAGCUGAAGUGGGGGAUACAAGUUUGAACAAAUCAGGAAUGCCAUCUGUGGACUCAAAGAAGAAGAAGAAAGGAGAAGAUGGAUGUGAACCUGGUUCAGAGAAGUCUUAUUUAGAUAUGGAACCACUUGUAGAUAUCUUCACUGCAAAGGGGGGGCAUAUCUUGAGGCAACUCAUUGAUUCUUUUUUAUUGGAAUGGAAUUCAAGUUCUGUGCGAUUGGAAGCCAAAUGUGUUCUCUAUGGCAUCUGGCAUCAUGGAAAGCAGUCGUUCAAGGAAACCAUGCUAAUGGCUCUUUUGCAUAAAGUGAAAUCUUUGCCAAUGUAUGGUCAGAAUAUCAAUGAAUAUGCAGAACUUCUCACCUUCUUGUUGGGGAAGGUCCCUGAUAAUGUUUGGACGCAACAAAGCAAUGAAAUUGUGGACCGUUGCUUAACUUCUGAUGUGAUUAAGUCCAUCUUUGAGACACUUCACUCCCAGAAUGAGCUCUUGGCUAAUCAUCCUAACUCACGUAUAUAUAACACUUUGAGUGGUUUAGUGGAAUUUGAUGGGUAUUAUCUUGAGAGUGAGCCUUGCGUUGCUUGUAGCACUCCAGAGGUGCCUUACAGCAGGAUGAAGCUAGAAAAUUUAAAAUCAGAAACAAAAUUUACUGAUAAUCGCAUCAUAGUGAAAUGUACUGGGAGCUAUACCAUUCAGAGUGUGACCAUGAAUGUUCAUGAUGCUCGUAAGUCCAAAUCUGUUAAAGUUUUGAAUCUUUACUACAACAAUAGGCCUGUGGCUGACUUGUCUGAAUUAAAGAAUAAUUGGUCAUUAUGGAAACGUGCAAAGAGCUGCCAUCUGGCUUUCAAUCAGACCGAGUUAAAAGUAGAUUUUCCCAUUCCAAUCACUGCAUGUAACUUCAUGAUUGAGCUCGAUUCAUUCUAUGAAAAUCUACAAGCUUUAUCUCUUGAGCCAUUGCAGUGUCCCCGUUGUAGUCGACCUGUCACUGAUAAGCAUGGAAUUUGUAGCAACUGCCAUGAGAAUGCAUAUCAAUGCAGACAAUGCCGUAAUAUUAAUUAUGAAAAUUUGGACUCUUUCUUGUGCAAUGAAUGUGGAUAUAGCAAAUAUGGUCGGUUUGAAUUUAAUUUUAUGGCAAAGCCUAGUUUCACUUUUGAUAGCAUGGAGAAUGAUGAAGAUAUGAAGCGGGGAUUGGCUGCCAUAGAAUCCGAAUCAGAGAAUGCUCACAGGAGAUAUCAGCAGCUUUUGGGCUUUAAAAAACCUCUGCUUAAGAUUGUUUCAAGCAUUGGUGAGAAUGAAAUGGAUUCCCAGCAGAAAGAUUCUGUGCAGCAAAUGAUGGUCUCUAUACCUGCAUGUAAGAUAAACCGGAAAAUUGCUCUUCUUGGUGUCCUCUAUGGUGAGAAAUGCAAAGCAGCUUUUGAUUCUGUUAGCAAAAGUGUGCAAACACUUCAAGGGCUGAGGCGGGUAUUGAUGAAUUACUUGCAUCAGAAAAAUUCUGAUAAUGCAGUUACCUCAUCAAGAUUUGUUGUAUCCAGAUUGCCAAACAGUUGCUAUGGCUGUGCUUCUACAUUUGUUACACAGUGCCUAGAAAUACUACAGGUUCUAUCAAAGCACCCAAACUCAAAGAAGCAACUUGUAUCUGCUGGCAUUUUAUCUGAGUUGUUCGAAAAUAAUAUUCAUCAAGGUCCUAAAACUGCUCGUGUCCAAGCUAGGGCUGCACUUUGCGCUUUCUCUGAAGGUGAUGUGGAUGCUGUGACUGAGUUGAAUACUUUGAUACAGAAAAAAGUGUUGUACUGUCUUGAACACCAUCGUUCAAUGGAUAUUGCCCUGGCUACCCGUGAAGAAUUGUUGCUGCUUUCUGAGGUGUGUUCUUUGGCAGAUGAAUUUUGGGAAUCAAGAUUACGAGUUGUCUUCCUGUUGUUAUUUUCUUCCAUUAAAUUGGGUGCAAAGCAUCCUGCUAUUUCUGAGCAUGUUAUUCUUCCUUGCCUGAGGAUUAUAUCUCAGGCAUGUACACCUCCAAAACCUGAUAUGACUGAUAAAGAACAAGGAACAGGGAAACCUGCUUCUGUUUCAGAUGAAAGCAACUUAAAUUCUUCUGUAUCUUCAAGUGGCCUUGUCAGUGGGAGCAAGUCCGCACCAGAAACCUCAGAAAAGAGUUGGGAUGACUGUCAAAAGACUCAAGAUAUGCAGUUGUUAAGCUACUCUGAGUGGGAGAAGGGAGCUUCCUAUCUUGAUUUUGUGAGGCGGCAGUAUAAAGUGUCUCAGGUUGUUAAGGGAGGUCAGAGAUCUCGGUCUCAGCGGAAUGACUACUUGGUUCUGAAAUAUGCUCUUAGAUGGAAGCGGCGUGCUUGUAAGACCAAGAGUGAGGUAGCAUCAUUUGAGCUUGGCUCUUGGGUUACGGAGCUUGUAUUGAGUGCUUCUUGUCAAUCUAUUCGGUCCGAGAUGUGUAUGCUAAUUAGUUUGCUUUGCGGCCAAAGUCCUUCAAGACGGUUCCAGUUGUUGAAUUUGCUCAUGUCAUUAUUACCAGCAACGCUAUCUGCUGGUGAAAAUGCCGCUGAGUAUUUUGAAAUGCUCUUUAAGAUGAUAGAUUCUGAAGAUGCUCGCCUUUUCUUGACUGUUCGUGGAUGCCUCAGUAGAAUAUGCAAAUUGAUUACUCAAGAAGUAUGCAGUGUUGAAUCCUUGGAGAGAAGCUUGCAUAUUGACAUUUCACAGGGUUUUAUUCUUCACAAGCUUAUAGAGCUACUUGGCAAAUAUUUGGAGGUUCCCAAUAUCAGAUCCAGGUUCAUGCAAGAGAAGCUGCUUUCUCAAGUCCUUGAGGCAUUCAUUGUUAUCCGAGGCUUGAUAGUGCAGAAGACAAAGCUGAUUAGUGAUUGUAAUCGGCUUCUGAAGGAUCUUAUAGAUAGUCUUCUGGUUGAGAGCAACGAAAACAAACGGCAAUUUAUAGAGGCCUGCAUUAGUGGUCUGAAAAUCCAUGGAGAGGAGAAAAAAGGACGAACUUCUUUGUUUAUCUUGGAGCAACUCUGCAAUCUGAUCUGCCCAUCAAAGCCUGAGCCGGUAUAUCUUUUGGUUCUGAAUAAGGCUCACACCCAGGAAGAAUUUAUCAGGGGAUCAAUGACCAAGAAUCCUUAUUCCAGUGCCGAGAUUGGACCCCUGAUGCGUGAUGUUAAAAACAAGAUCUGCCACCAGUUGGAUCUUUUAGGUCUUCUUGAAGAUGACUAUGGUAUGGAGUUGCUAGUAGCUGGAAAUAUCAUCUCUCUUGACUUGAGCAUUGCUCAAGUUUAUGAACAAGUUUGGAGAAAGUCAAAUAUCCAUUCCUCAAAUACAACAGCUAGUAAUACCUUACUAUCAUCUAAUGCGAUCACGUCAGCCAGGGAUUGUCCUCCUAUGAUUGUGACUUACCGUCUUCAGGGGUUAGAUGGUGAAGCUACAGAGCCAAUGAUCAAAGAGUUAGAGGAGGACAGGGAGGAAUCUCAGGAUCCAGAGGUUGAGUUUGCAAUAGCAGGUGCAGUCCGAGAGUGUGGUGGGCUGGAAAUUAUUCUGGGCAUGAUUCAGCGAUUGCAAGACGAUUUCAAGUCCAACCAAGAGCAGUUGGUUGCAGUGCUUAAUCUUCUAAUGCUCUGCUGCAAGAUAAGGGAAAACAGAAGGGCUUUAUUGAGGCUCGGGGCUUUAAAUGUACUGCUGGAAACAGCAAGGCAUGCCUUCUCCGUCGAUGCCAUGGAACCAGCUGAAGGCAUUCUGUUGAUUGUGGAGAGCCUAACACUGGAAGCGAAUGAGAGUGACAAUAUUAGCAUCACCCAGAAUGUUCUUACAGUCAGUGGUGGAGAAGCUGGUGCUGGUGAGCAGGCAAAGAAAAUAGUUCUCAUGUUCCUGGAAAGAUUGUGCCAUCCCUCAUCCCUUAAGAAAUCAAAUAAACAACAGAGGAACACCGAAAUGGUUGCAAGGAUCUUGCCUUACUUGACCUAUGGGGAGCCUGCAGCCAUGGAAGCACUCAUCCAACAUUUUGACCCUUACUUACAGGACUGGUGUGAAUUUGACCAGGUCCAGAAACAGCAUGAAGAGAAUCCAAGAGAUGAGACCAUUGCUCAGCAAGCCAUGACACAAAGGUUUGCAAUUGAGAACUUUGUUAGAGUUUCAGAGUCCUUGAAGACAAGUUCAUGUGGUGAGAGAUUGAAGGACAUCAUAUUGGAAAAGGGGAUUACUGGAGUUGCAAUUAGACAUUUGAGAGAGAGUUUUGCAUUUACAGGGCAGACUGGUUUUAGAUCUAGUGCUGAAUGGGCAUCAGGCUUAAAGCUGUUGUCUGUACCACUUAUCAUGUCUAUGCUGAGGGGGUUGUCAACAGGGCACUUGGCCACCCAACAAUGUAUUGAUGAAGGAGGAAUCCUACCGCUGCUCCAUGCCUUGGAGGGUGUCCCAGGAGAAAAUGAAAUUGGGGCAAGGGCAGAGAACUUAUUAGACACUCUCUCAGACAAGGAGGGAAAGGGUGAUGGGUUCCUAGCCAAUAAGGUUCACAAGUUGCGGCAUGCCACACGGGAUGAGAAGAGGCGCCUAGCUUUGAAGAAGAGAGAGAAGAUGCUCCAGGGUCUUGGGUGGCGGCAGGAACUGGCUUCAGAUGGUGGUGAGAGAAUUGUUGUUGCUCGGCCAAUCCUUGAAGGUUUGGAAGAUGUGGAGGAGGAAGAAGAUGGGUUAGCAUGUAUGGUGUGCCGAGAGGGCUAUAGUUUGAGGCCUACUGACUUAUUGGGUGUUUACUCUUAUAGCAAGCGGGUAAACCUUGGUGUUGGUACAUCAGGAAGUGCUCGUGGGGAGUGUGUUUAUACAACAGUUAGCCAUUUCAAUAUUAUACACUUCCAGUGCCAUCAGGAGGCUAAAAGAGCAGAUGCUGCUCUCAGGAAUCCAAAGAAAGAAUGGGAUGGUGCUGCCCUCCGAAAUAAUGAGACACUCUGCAAUAAUCUAUUCCCCUUGCAAGGCCCAUCUGUUCCGGUAGCACAAUACAUUCGUUAUGUUGACUUGUACUGGGAUAACCUCAAUGCCCUUGGACGUGCUGAUGGAAGUCAUCUCCGCUUGUUAACUUAUGACAUCGUAUUGAUGCUCGCCAGAUUUGCAACUGGCGCGUCAUUUAGUGCUGAUAGCAAAGGCGGGGGAAAGGAAAGCAACUCCAAAUUUCUUCCAUUCAUGAUUCAGAUGGCUCGACACCUUCUCGACCAGGGAAAUUCUUCCCAGCGCCAUGCCAUGGCCAAGGCUGUUUCAACCUAUCUGACCUCUUCUGGAUCGGAUUCAAAACCCUCCACUGCUGUGUCUGGAGCACAGCCUUCCGCUGGAACAGAAGAGACUGUCCAAUUCAUGAUGGUGAAUUCCCUUCUUUCAGAAUCUUACGAGUCUUGGCUACAACAUCGGUCUGCCUUCUUGCAACGUGGAAUAUACCAUGCGUACAUGCAGCACAGGUCAACACACCGUACGCCAAGCAGUCAACCAAGCACCGUGAGAUCAUCCGAUUCAGCUAGUACGAGUGGGGGGCCUAGAAAAGAAUCGGGUGGAAUUGAUGAUUUCUUUCCGGUCAUCCAACCAAUGCUGGUAUACACUGGCUUGAUCGAGCAGCUGCAGCGUUUUCUCAAAGCUAAGAAGUCUGGAAAUGCAGCCGCGAAAGAAGGUGAUGAAAGUGGUGGAGGGGGGCCGCCUGGGAAGGAAUCAGGCGGGGAAGAUGAGGGCGGAAAUUUCGAAGGUUGGGAGGUGGUUAUGAGAGAGAGACUUUUGAAUGUGAGAGAGAUGGUGGGGUUAUCCCGGGAACUGCUGUCGUGGCUAGAAGACAUGACUUCUGCCAGUGAUUUGCAGGAGGCUUUCGACGUAAUUGGGGUUUUGGCUGAUGUGCUAUCUGGUGGGUUUGGCCGGUGUGAAGACUUCGUGCAUUCUGCAAUUAAUGGUGGGAAAAGCUGAGAAUUUAGAUGGAGGAGGAGGAGGAGAAAGAGCAAGUUACCUUGUUUAAUACCCCGCCGGUUCCUUGGGGGUAACUAUGAGCCAGCCGCUUCAAUGUUGAUAAUUUUUCAAGUUUUUUUGGUUUUCUCAAUUUCGUUACCAUUCACGAAUCAUGACUGACUUGGUAGUUUGCCUACUCUUUCUUGCUUGGGUGACUUGAAAUGGUUAAAUAUCAAAUUACUGAAUCGGCUCUUAACUUCCAAUGCCAAUGAUGAAUAAUUUAUUAUUCAUUUCGUAAA